AACCUCACUUUAGGAGGAGGUCGCGUCCGAGCUUCGUGCAACAAAGGACGUUGUUGCUGAGGCCGGACCACACACGGUUUUUUUUUCUGCGUGACUUCGGGUUUCCUGUGUUCGCAUUCUAUUUGCUUGCUGGUGCUGCCCGCUGCUGCUGCUGCUGCUGUUGGUGUGUUGUGAAUUUCAACUGAUAGCCUCCUAGUUUUUUUGUUUGGUAGCGCUUGCCGCGUCCAUCCAAUAUAUGUCAAGUAUCGUGAUGUUCGGAGGGGGGUGUGGGGUCGGUGGUGGGUGGUGCCACAGCGCGACCGAGCUGCGGAUUGCACAAUAAACGGUGGCUCGGGGCGUAUUAAGGGACACUUUUAAGCGUGAGUUCAACCGCGGGAUCGUCAUUUAGAGGCGGUCACAUCAGCAGCAGCGGCGGCGGCGGCAGCUUGCACGUUUUGAUGCAGCGAACGACCAAAAAAAAACGAGCCGAGGUUCAUUCAUUCACGCGGUUUCUUCUUUUUUUUCCUCCUGUGUGCGUGUUAUCAAACGGACGGUAGCAAAACAAAAGGUCGCUCUUGCACCGCAACUAGAAAGAGGGCGGUUUGUUCUUUUAAUUGUCUGAACGCGAUCUGGAUCGGAGCAACAGCAGAAACUCGGCAGUGGGUUUCAUCAUCCGAGCUGUUGUGUAUGAAGCUUGCGAGCAAUGGACAAGAGUAAAGCAGGACACAAGGUGAAAAAGCGGCCUCCGCUCACCAUCACCAAGGAGGUGUUCGCGCCCACGCCGCCCACGACGCCACCAAGAGAUCUGGAUUCAAAGGCAUGCAUCACUAUUGGAGAUAAGAACUUUGAGGUGAAGGCCGAUGACCUGGAGACCCUGAGCGAGCUGGGCCGCGGCGCGUACGGCGUCGUGGAGAAGAUGCGGCACGCGCCCAGCGAGACCAUCAUGGCCGUCAAGCGCAUCCGUGCCACGGUGAACUCGCAGGAGCAGAAGCGCCUGCUCAUGGACCUGGACAUCUCGAUGCGCACCGUCGACUGCCCCUACACCGUCACGUUCUACGGAGCGCUUUUCCGCGAGGGCGAUGUGUGGAUCUGCAUGGAGCUGCUGGACACGUCUCUGGACAAGUUCUACAAGAAGGUGAUCGAGAAGAAGCAGACGAUCCCCGAGGACAUCCUGGGCAAAAUCUCCGUCUCCAUCGUUAAGGCUUUGGAGCACUUGCACAGGAAGCUGUCCGUGAUUCACAGAGAUGUGAAACCUUCAAACGUGCUCAUCAACACGCAGGGUCACGUGAAGAUGUGCGACUUCGGAAUCAGUGGCUACCUGGUCGACUCCGUGGCCAAGACAAUGGAUGCCGGUUGCAAGCCCUACAUGGCACCGGAGAGGAUUAACCCUGACUUGAGCCAGAAAGGUUACAAUGUCAAGUCCGACAUUUGGAGUCUGGGCAUCACCAUGAUCGAACUGGCCAUCCUCAAGUUCCCGUACGAGUCGUGGGGGACGCCCUUCCAGCAGCUCAAGCAGGUGGUGGACGAGCCGUCGCCGCAGCUGCCCGCCGACCGUUUCUCCCCGGAGUUCGUGCAGUUUGCCGCGCAUUGCCUGAAGAAGAACCCCAAGGACAGGCCAACUUACGCCGAGCUGAUGGAGCACCCGUUUUUCAAGAUGCACGACACCAAGGAGACGGACGUGGCCACGUUCGUGAAGCAGAUUCUGGUGGAGUCGCCGUCGCAGUGAAGGGGGGAGAGAGAGCCCCGCAUGACCUCGACGGAAACACAACCCCCCCCCACACACAGCCCCCACCCCCGCAGGAGGGUGCGACAUCUGCAGAAUUUUAAAAAAUUCGUUUUUUCUAAGCAAGUGUACAAAAAUGUAACCUGUUCAAAUACCAAUCGGCCCUCUCAAACGGCUGCUCGGAGAAAGAGAUAUAUGUAAGUGGCGGUGAGCAAAAUGAUGUUUUGCUUUGCGGGAGUUUGAAGCCUGCGACGUUUUUGUGAGUGAUCUUCAGCGGAAUUCCUCUCCGUGAUCCUCAAAUCCUCAAGCGCGCCCCUCCCGUGUGCCGGCCAGCACACCGCACGCUGCCGCCACCGUUUCGGUGCCGUGGAGCGGGUUGCGAUUUUGUUGUUGCUGCUGCUGUUGUUGGUUAGUUUCGAGAAUCCUUAAAGUUUCCGGCAAGCGCGACAGUGUCCCCCCACUCGCGAGAACACGGGCUGCUGCAAGGGGGUCAGUCGUGGUUCACAGCGGUGCGACGAGCAGCGACGGUUGUUUCACGGCCCGUUAAAUCUACCGCGUCGGCAGCCCGCGUCUAAAACGGGUGCAGUCAAAUCCGUUGUUGUUGUCGUCGUUGUUUUGCAUUACUUACAAAGUGCGUUCGGUUGUUUGUUGUUGUGUUUUUUGUAUCGACAUCGCCCUAAAACGCGACGUGGCGUAGUGCGGUUAAGAUGAGUCCCUUCUUUAAAGGCGGGGGGGGGGGGGGGGCAGGGGGGCAUCGAGCGGAGGGUUGUAACAAAACGACGGUGAUGGUUGCCGUCUGCCCGUCCCCUGGAACCUCCAAAGAUUCGUGGUCCUGCGGGACCUACCGGGGUCUUGCAGCAGUCUCUGAGGCCUUCACACUCGUCAGCAUUUACACCACGAUCAGUCGCGGGGCAAGGGGGGUGGGCCCGGGGGGGAAACGAUAUGAAGCAGAAUGAUCCGUGAUGGUGAUGAUGAUGUUUGUUGAUUUGUGAGUGGCUGUGCGUGGUGUGUGCAUCGAUGGACAGUUUUAGUCAAAUUGUUAUUUUCGUGUCUUAAGUAACUUUUAAUAAGUAUUACAUGGUUGUUAUAGUGUACGUAUUUUGUGUGUGUUUGAUGGUGGAUUUGAUUUGGUUUACUUCGUGUUGCCUGAGUGCAUAGUGAGCAAGCCCCUUCACCACCCACCAUUUAUAGAAAUGAGGAACAAUAUACUCGACUUUUGUUUUACAAAGGACCCUGUAAAUGUCACGCUUCUUUUGAGUGUGUUUGCAGGAAGAGCUUAAAACAACAUUUUUAGCUUUGCAUUUGGUGGAAUUAUGGGCCGAUCGGUUACUCGGAGGCUUCUUUGACGUGUUUUCGAUCUGAUUUAAAUUCUGGUCGCUCAGGGGCUGAUAUACGAGGCCACCGCCUUUAGUACUGUGUGGUUUGAAAGCCACUGACGAUGUUUCUGUACAUAUGUUGAACAUUUUUUUCGCACCGCACACAGCCAACUGUGUGCGAAAUCGCAGGUGCGGGGCGAAGGACAACAAACUGAACACACAAAAAAAAACAGUUCUAAAGAAACGGGUUUUCAAUUUGAAUUUAACAGUGCUUAGCUCCAGUGGCUUCCUAAUAUCGGAAGGAAGAGGCGUUCCAGACGGCCGCACAAGGCGCAUCUGAAAGCGCCGCGCGAUGUGGUGACCCUCUGUUUGACGGUUAACCAGAAAGCCGCCGCCCCCGCUCCCGCUGCUGCUGCUGCUGCUAAGAUGACCGGUGCACGGACGCGGUGAAACUCUGAAUUCCUUUUGCUUCCGCGUGCUCCCGGCGCGCUGUUCCCUCCUCGCGGGACUUUCUGGGAACACGCGGUCACGGUGGCGAAAAUUCUGGAGGAGAAAAAAAAAGAGAAAGCGGCAGCGGUCGAGAUAAAAACGGCGCGUCCGUUGAAUUAACAGAAAAAAAAAUCUUUUCACGGUGCACUCAAAUGCUUUAAUACCGCUCAAGAUCACACCACGCUCUUUGUUUUAUUAUAAAGAGGGCCGGAAUAAGGAUGGCCAAGGCACAACGUUGUGUGCACUGUGGCGGGGGGGGGGGUGCUUGCAUUCGUCUUGUCGGAACGAGUUCAUCAGGUCAGGACGUAGUCUUACCGGCUGAGAUUCUGGGCCUUGGUUGCGGCAGAGGCAAAGCGAGAAGACGGUUUUUAUUUUAUUUAAUGAAGCAAAGUGCCUUAUUUGUUAUAGUUCAUCCUCACCAUAUCCACAUAUCGCAACAGACAAUAAUGCGAUUUACUUGUUGUUGUUUGUUUUUCAUCGAGGGGCGGCUCCAAGAGCCCCUCUCUUUCACGACCCGGCCUGUUUCACGACCAAGCCCGGACGUGGGCCUUGCCAGUGAUUACAUUCUCAGAAGCCAUGUCGUCAAAUCUGUUUUUUUUCCUUCUCUCUUCGUAUCAACAACUCGGCUCACGAGAUUCUCAUCGCGCGUACUCCGUCUACGGUUGCCAUCCCAAUUUUUUUUGGUUCAUUUAGCGCCUUGAUUGAAGACUGGUUUUAUUUCAUUGAUUAAGUAGUGCCUUUUAAGUCGGCCUCGCUGGUGGCUAGUGAGCAGAAUUUAGCUUUCACCCCCUCCCUCCUUUCCCGCCUCGACGUUUGCAGUCCGAGAGACGGUGAACGGCGUCGGUUCCCUCUCGCGUCUCCCAACUCUUCUUCAGUUACAACCAAAACAAAAAAAAACACUUUCUUCAUUCGCUGCCAGAGAAUGUUUCGCCUUUGUAAUUUGGGCGUGGGGACUUGACGUUCUGCUGUCAUUCCGGGGGGGGGCGGGGAGGGCGGUAUUGGAUGCUGCAGGGUAUUUAACAUCCAUGUUGUCAUUUGGAACAAUCUUCUCGGCGUGCUUUCACUGUGUUGCGGUGGCGGAUGUUUCAACUUGAACGGUCAUCCCCAUGCACAGAGACGUGCUCUCAGGGAGGAGCGAACAGUGACCACUAGGCCGUCCGGCAUUGGAAUUCAAUUCCACUUCCAGCACUCCUACAGCCAGUGAUUUCUCUCUCUCUCUUGUCACUGCUUCGCUUUUCUUCCCUCUGCCCUCUGCGUUCGGCCGCACACUCUCGCAGUGACCCUGCAUGCUCCGCCGAGCGCGCGAAAGCAAGACAAUAGCUCCGUGCUGAAGACUAGUCGGCCUCAUUCGUGUGCGUAACGUACGGGUGUAUUUUAAAUAUUCUUUCACACCGUACGUAGUCAACCGUGCUAAUCGGAGGUGCGGGGGAAGGACAACAAACUAACACAAAAAGCAGUGCUAAAGAAAUGAGUUUUCAGUCGAGAUUUAAAGUGCAUUAGCUCCAAUGUCUCCCUAAUAUCGGAGGGAAUAGCGUUCCAGACGGCCGCAGAAGCGCACGUGCAAGCGUGUGAUGCGGUGACCACCUUUGUUCAAUGGUUAGCCAAAGGCCGCUGUAAGGAUGACCGGAGUUCACGCGAUGGUUUCUGCUCCUUAACGAGAUCAGCAAGGUACUGCCAUAGUGGCAGUACAAAGAUAAAGGUGCAGCCCCUGCAAUCGCCUGCUCUACGCCACUGCCAAUGGAAGGGCCUUCGCUCGGAAGGAUCUCCUCGAGGCUAUUCGGCCAGGCGUUGUGGAAGAGGUGGCAGAGUUACCCACACUUUACCCCGCCACACGCCACCUGCCGAUCCGACCGACUGGUGCCACCAGUUGUGCCGCUGGCUUGGGCAGAGGUGGCGGGUGACGUUUUUAAAUCCUUUAUAGUAAGUUCACUUACUUGCUUGCUUGUGCGCUUACGACCGUGCAAAUCUUUCGGUAGUUGUUAACCCACUUCGCGUGAUCCAAUCGAGCUGAUAUUUUGCACACAGACUCGUUGUGCUUGACAAUUUAUUUUCGUGAAAAAUUUUUUCCAAAAUUUUCCACUUUUUAGGAUUUUUUUUCCAUAUUUCAUUUAAAAUACCAAUGUGAUAAAAAUGAAACUCUUACUCAAGAAAAACAGAAAUGAAUAAUAAAAUAAAACCGAUGCCACGCAUAUAAAGGAUUUAUAGUGAAAACCUUUGUUUUUACGGGUUAAUUUUUUUCUGAAACUCGCUCCAUUGCCUCGUCAGCACGUGGCAUCGAAGCAGGAUUUCAAGUCCAGCGCGCUGACCUUGAUUUCACGGGCGAGUCGGCCCCACCGAUGUCGGUGAAACGGGGAGAGCGCCUGUAAAUGUUGCGGCUUCCCUUCCGUCUCCUGCUUUCUCAAGAACGCAUCUCUUUGCCUCGUCUAUAUCUGUUCCGCCGUUGGAAAACCAAAAUGCCGAGCAAAAAGCGCACGUGGCGAGGGAGCAUCGUUUGCGCCAAACGUCGCUCUCUCCAGAAUCAAGUCUUACCUUUGUAAGCAUAUUUAUUCCCUUCAUUGUUUUGUUUCAGAUGGUGUUUAUUUAUUAUCAGUGCCAUCGACGUCGCUGUCAGAUCGAGUGUGGGUUUUGUUGUUGUUGUUGUUGCUGUUGUUGUUGUAAAGAGAAUGAUAAAUGUUGCGUCUUUCAAGAGCUCUAGUGACCGCGCCAACCGUGGGAUACGAAAGAGCGGCGUUAUAAAAAAAAAAGUCACGAGCAUAUUUAUUUGCAUAGACGUACUUUAUUUGCUGUCUAACUUGGAAGUUAACCCGAGGUUGUUUUUUUGCCUCCCCCCCCCCCUGGUUUUUCUUUUUCCCAGCUCAGAAUUGAUGCAAUUGUAUUUAAAAGCUUAAACAAAACAAAACGAAAAAAGAAAAAUGGGAAGCAUCAUUAUAAACGUGCUUUUUAUUUUCGCGUGCAACGUAAUCCACCGCUCGGAGUAAUACACGACGCGUUUGUGAAAAUGCGGCAAAUAUAUGCAAUACCUGGGGCAGGCGGUAUGGUGAAGCGGGGGGGGGGGCAGGGGGGAGGGGUGGGCAUUCUUCAGCAAUACUUGAAAAAUGGGGGGGGGGGGGGUGCGGCUGGUGUCAGGG
Lethenteron reissneri (Far Eastern brook lamprey) is the source of this 6635-nucleotide messenger RNA. RefSeq names its product dual specificity mitogen-activated protein kinase kinase 6-like. Gene Ontology annotation, biological process: protein phosphorylation; MAPK cascade. Gene Ontology annotation, molecular function: MAP kinase kinase activity; ATP binding. The record is from RefSeq and is a predicted model, not a curated record. NCBI's taxonomy places the organism in Eukaryota, Metazoa, Chordata, Hyperoartia, Petromyzontiformes, Petromyzontidae.